GGCUAGUACAAGUACGAGCAACCGGCCGGGCGUCUCGUCUCACGUUCAACUCCGUCAGAGAUAUCUGAAACUUGCCCGAUCAGCGUCGGUCAUGGAGGCAGCAGCGGACGAGCGCCGCUCUGAUCUAAAGCACGCGGCUUGUUUGACCUUGGUGGUCGUCGGGCUGAUCGUCUUGUCCACCAUUGUGGGGCUCAAAGUCUGUGAGCUCGUGGAAGAGAACCACGACGAUCAAGCUCCCGACGUCACGGUCAACGUGGCCGCGCCGGCGCCGCAGCUGGGAGGCGACACCGUCAUGCCAGUUGGACCAGGCGGCGGUGGCUCCGCCGGCGGCGCCGGCGCGGUGGAAGAGGCGAAGGGGUUCUACGCCGGCCGGCCCCUGUUCAAGGUUCCGCCGAGCAGCCCCUGCCGCGCCAAGGCCGGGCGCUGCUGAGGAUGUUUACCAGCUACGGGGCAGAGCACGUCGCCAGCAGACAGCAGCGGUUGCGAGAAGAGCACUGGCCAGUCUCCGAGUAAAUAAUCUGCUACUGUAUCGGAAUGUUUUCAGGGGAACAUGUACGGAAGUGCUGUGAUAGAUAUCGUGGAACAGAACACUGAACCAGUAA
Messenger RNA from Lolium perenne, 602 nucleotides. RefSeq lists its product as uncharacterized. The record is from RefSeq and is a predicted model, not a curated record. Lineage: Eukaryota; Viridiplantae; Streptophyta; Magnoliopsida; Poales; Poaceae.